This is a messenger RNA of Cucurbita pepo subsp. pepo (vegetable marrow), 1093 nucleotides long. RefSeq names its product zinc finger protein MAGPIE. Lineage: Eukaryota; Viridiplantae; Streptophyta; Magnoliopsida; Cucurbitales; Cucurbitaceae. The record is from RefSeq and is a predicted model, not a curated record. Gene Ontology annotation, cellular component: nucleus. Gene Ontology annotation, molecular function: DNA-binding transcription factor activity.
AAUAAGAGACAAUCAAAUUAUGGGAUAAUCAUUUCAUCCACAUCUCCUCUCUCUGUCUCUUAUAUUCCUUGUCAAUCUAGAGAGAGAAAGAGCUAGAGCAUAAUCCAACCAAGCUUUACAAUGAUUUCAAAAAUGGCGGCCGAUGGAUCCAACCCUUCUCUUGGCAAGAAGAAAAGAAGCCUCCCCGGAACUCCAGAUCCAGAAGCAGAGGUCAUAGCCUUGUCGCCCAAGACACUGAUGGCAACAAAGAGGUUCGUUUGUGAAAUAUGUGGAAAAGGGUUUCAAAGAGACCAAAACCUACAGCUGCAUAGGCGAGGACAUAACCUUCCAUGGAAGCUGAAGCAACGAAGCAACAAAGAGGCAAAGAAGAGAGUGUAUGUCUGCCCUGAAACAAGCUGCGUGCAUCACCAUCCAUCGAGAGCGCUAGGAGACCUGACGGGGAUAAAGAAGCACUUUUGUAGGAAGCAUGGAGAGAAGAAGUGGAAGUGCGAGAAAUGCUCAAAGAGUUACGCAGUGCAAUCGGAUUGGAAAGCACAUUCCAAAACUUGUGGCACUAGAGAAUACAAAUGUGACUGUGGUACUCUGUUUUCAAGGAGAGAUAGCUUCAUCAGUCAUAGGGCGUUUUGUGAUGCAUUGGCUGAAGAAGCUGCAAGAGUAAGCAAUGCCAUGGCGCAACAUUGGGUGAUGUACUGUGACCCUGUUUGCCAAAACCCAGCAGUGGGUGAUUAUUAUAGUCGCCAAUUACAGGAAGUGAAUCAAACCCAUAUGGGGACUAUGUCAGCCACAGCUUUGUUGCAAAAAGCUGCUGAAAUUGGGGCAAUUUCAAGCUCCGGCCACUCGGUGAUACUCGAAGAGGGGUUUGUGUUUAAUAAUGGGAGUGAGUUUUGUAAUUCUGGUACUACAAACCCAAUUGUUGUUAUUGGGAAUGAGAAUGAAAUGUACACUGCAAAACGGCGUUGUACUCAGAGUGAAGUAGAGUGUGGAGCAACAGGAGCAGCAGGGCUGACAAGGGAUUUUCUUGGAGUUGGUGCCCAAACUAUUUGCCACUCCUCACCAACAAUCAAGGGAUGGAUUUAGAUGCCAAAUUUCAUGU